GUUUCCUCCGACUCGGCAUUUAAAUUGAGCUGCAGGACAUCAGCUGCUGCUACAUUCAGCGCUGUGCUGUGACAGACAGUAACCCGUAGCACGAGCAACACAGGCUACUUGUAAUUUUUAACAGGAGAACGACAGAGAUUAUUGCCGGUCCUGAAGAGGUGUGGGUAGCAGAGGGGGAGCAGCUGAACAAAAAGGCUGGUUGCGCUCUGACAGCAGCUCGGCGCAUCAUUUUUGGGAUUUCCUCUGCUAGCUCUUGGACGAAAUUAAAUAUCGGAGCAGAAGUGGCCUGGACUUGGGAGGACCGAUGGACUCGAUGAUGAGCUUUUAAAGGGUCAGGUCUGAAUUUUGAUUAUAGAUACAACAAUUUUGUUUUAGUUGUAGACAUUACCAGAGAAACAAUCUUAGGAUAACCUUCAACUGGGUUCAAGAUUAUCAUCAGUAAUAACAACAGUCACCACCCAGUGACCAUUCCGUGUAGCAGGACGAGGUGUUGUCAUGUGAUGUCUUAGAUUUUCAGGAUACUUUUGCAGAUCUUAUUUUUUCUAAAACAGACUUUUAAGGAGAUUUGAUCUUUUUUGAUAACAUUUUCAGUAAAAUAUAACAGAAAGCAACAAUAUAGAUAAUUUUUACAGUGAAUACGACCCGAACAAAUUUUGUUUAGAUUUAAAGAAAUUUAAUAAGCUCUACACUUGUUAUUAUAUGUGAGGAAAUCUCAGUUUCAGAUUGACUUUAGGACAAGUAUCCAAGGACAUAACCCAUUUGUAAACCUUUCAGGACAGAUAAUCUGUCACUCGACUUCAGAAUAAACAGUAGACACUAGUGUCCAGCUUAUCAACAAACCGUUGCACCUAUUGGAGGCUUUACUAGUCAAACGAUAAGCAAUCAGCAACAAUGUUCAGCUGGCUUGGAACCGACGACAGGAGGAAGAAGGACCCUGAAGUCUUUCAGACUGUCAGUGACGGCCUUAAGAAGCUCUACAAAACCAAACUCCUGCCGCUGGAGGAAAGCUACAAGUUCCAUGAGUUCCACUCUCCGGCUCUGGAGGAUGCAGACUUUGACAACAAGCCCAUGGUCUUACUGGUGGGACAGUACUCCACUGGCAAGACCAGCUUCAUACGCUACCUGUUGGAGCAGGAUUUUCCGGGAAUGCGGAUCGGCCCCGAACCCACCACAGAUUCUUUCAUCGCUGUGAUGCACGGUGACACAGAAGGAGUCGUCCCCGGAAACGCUUUGGUGGUUGACCCCAAAAAGCCCUUCAGAAAGCUGAACGCAUUUGGAAACGCAUUCCUCAACAGGUUUGUGUGUGCCCAGCUGCCUAACCCAGUGCUGGAAAGCAUCAGUGUGAUUGAUACACCAGGGAUUCUGUCAGGAGAGAAACAGAGAAUUAGUCGAGGGUAUGACUUUGCGGCUGUCUUGGAGUGGUUUGCAGAGCGGGUGGACAGGAUCAUAUUACUGUUUGACGCCCACAAACUGGACAUCUCUGAUGAGUUCUCAGAGGUGAUAAAGGCCCUGAAGAACCAUGAGGACAAGAUCAGGGUUGUGCUGAACAAGGCUGACCAGAUAGAGACCCAGCAGUUGAUGAGAGUGUAUGGUGCCCUGAUGUGGUCCCUGGGGAAAAUAGUCAACACACCUGAGGUUAUCCGCGUCUACAUCGGUUCAUUUUGGUCCCACCCGCUGUUGAUUCCAGACAACAGGAAGCUGUUUGAAGCAGAGGAGCAGGACCUAUUUAAGGACAUUCAGUCUUUACCGAGAAAUGCAGCACUGAGAAAACUCAACGAUCUGAUCAAGAGGGCAAGACUAGCCAAGGUCCAUGCCUACAUCAUCAGCUCACUGAAGAAAGAGAUGCCCUCUGUGUUUGGGAAGGAGAACAAGAAGAAAGAACUGAUCAGCAGUCUGGGAGAUAUAUACAAACGCAUAGAAAGAGAGCAUCAGAUAUCACCUGGAGAUUUUCCUAAUCUGAAGAAGAUGCAGGACCAACUCCAAGAUCAGGAUCUCAACAAAUUCCAGCCUCUGAAACCCAAACUCCUGGAGGCAGUGGAUGACAUGCUGGCCAGUGACAUCGCUGGCUUAAUGGUGCUGGUCCGCCAAGAGGAAACCCAGCGUCCCAACGCAGUUGUGAAGGGUGGUGCGUUCGAUGGCACUUUGCACGGCCCGUUCGGCCAUGGGUACGGCGAAGGGGCUGGCGAAGGCAUUGACGAAGCAGAGUGGGUCGUUGCACGUGACAAACCUGCUUAUGAUGAGAUUUUCUACACAUUAUCUCCUGUCAGCGGAAAGGUGACAGGAGCCAACGCCAAGAAGGAGAUGGUGAAGUCAAAACUGCCCAAUACAGUGCUGGGAAAAAUCUGGAAGCUGGCAGAUAUCGAUAAGGAUGGGAUGCUCGAUGAUGAGGAGUUUGCGUUGGCUAAUCACCUGAUAAAAGUGAAACUGGAGGGACAUGAACUGCCGUCAGACCUGCCUGCACACCUGGUGCCUCCUUCCAAGAGGAAACUACCUGAGUAAAUGUAAGAUUACACCCCCCCAGUCCCCAAAACCUGUAAGUAACCCCGCCUCCUCCAAGCAAAGAAAAAUAACCCAAUUGAAAUAGGAAUAUUCCUGUAGCAUUAGAGAAAAAAAAAACUAAAAAUGAAAAUAUUGGAGCAAACUUAGGCUCAAUUUCCAACUCUGAAUCCCAUUGUGUUGCUGUCCUCCAUACAUCUGCAUCCUUUCCUUACCACUAAGAGGCAAACAUUAGAGCAAAAUAUUCAGUUACAUACAUUAAGACAAGAAUCAAUUUAAUUACAUUGCUGCCGUGCUGAAAUGGCUUUUAAAAAGGUAGAGUUCUCCGAUUAAAGUCAAGUCUUUAGCCCAGUGUCCUCUUUUUUUUAUUUACGAUAUUGGGAGUUGUUAGGUGAGACAGGUGUUGCAUAACAGUUUACCCUCAAUUAAAACUUGAUCUAUAAUAGGAACUUUAAUUGUAUUAUUAUGUGUAAUCGAUACAGUAAUCUCAUGCUUGACUGCAGUAUUCACCUCGACACUAAAGGCAUUUCACAGUUCAUUUACCGUAGCACCUGGACUGACCUGCAGUGAAGGAGGGAAAUGCUUCUCUGAUGGGAAACAAGCAGGGGAGAAACUAAGGAUGAAUAUUUUGACAUAGUUCAAAAUACCAUUAACAUGUUUGGAAAUACUGUGACUAUAAUAUAAAAAAGAUAUACAUAUAAUGGGUAUUGUUUGGACACGAGUGUGCUGACAUGAUCAGUAUAAUUGUAUUGUAAAGCCUUUGAAUGUUGAAUGUGCAGACGUUCACAGCUCAGUGUGGGCACAUCCUGACUAUUGUAUGUAUGCGUACGAACACAUGUAUCAGUGUUAUUAUUUGUAACAUAUAUGUAUCAAGUCUUAAGUAUUUCACAGGCUACUGAGUCGGGAGUAUUUCAGUGAAUUGAAAUGUGAUUAAUCAGUUAUGGCUAAGCUAACUUAACCUAACAGUCCAGAGAGUUAGCUGUUAGCUUAUUUUGUGAACAACAAAAACACUAAUCGACACAUUUUUACAAAUGUUUGUUUUUGAAUGGAAGUUCAUGUGUUUAAACUGUAUACGUGUAAUAAAUGUAAUCCCUCAUUACAAUCACUUACUGUAGCGAUAUGCCAGUAUGUAUGUAUGUGUAUAUAUACUUAACGUUAGGACCACGUUUGUGGUUUGUUACCAGUAAGAGUCACUGAUCAUCAUAUAAAACAUGAAACUAACAGAAUUUGGGUUCCCUUAUGAUAAGAAAUGUUCACUGUGUGUUUUAUGAGUGAAACAGUAUCCCUCCAGUUUUGAGCUACAGAAUUGACUUAACUGAAAUAUUUCCAGUUUAUGGCCCUUUUGUGCCCCUCCCCAUACGUCUCUGUGCUGUUACUGUGAAUCUGCUGUACAUAAUAAGACUGUUUGCAUUCCUUUAACACAGAUUGGGAAAUCAUCCGCAUCAUUUCGGGUGCUUUACGCAUCACUAGCUCAUAUUUCAUAAGCGAGCCAGAUCAACAGAAGAAACGAAUGUGGAUUCUGUGCAAAACAAACUUUUGUUUUUUUUCAGCUUGUUUUCAAGGUGUUUUUCACACGCUGACAGAUUGCAACUUGGAGUCCUGUGUACUUGUACAUUAGAUGGAAACACUGGUGUCAUGGUAGUUUUUCUGGUUUAAGAUUUUUAUGCAUUGCAAAAUCUGUACUUUAUCUGCUUUUCUCUCAACAAAAACAACAGUCCUAAUGUGUAAUAAAGUCAUUUACUCAA
Molecule: messenger RNA, 4241 nt
Organism: Micropterus salmoides (largemouth bass)
Lineage: Eukaryota; Metazoa; Chordata; Actinopteri; Centrarchiformes; Centrarchidae
Gene: ehd3
Product: EH-domain containing 3
Exons: 9
Coding region: 892-2499 (535 amino acids)
Biological process (GO): endosomal transport; endocytosis
Cellular component (GO): plasma membrane; cytoplasm
Molecular function (GO): protein binding; GTP binding; calcium ion binding
Source: RefSeq, a predicted model, not a curated record